Pyrenophora tritici-repentis Pt-1C-BFP is the source of this 2733-nucleotide messenger RNA. The record is from RefSeq and is a predicted model, not a curated record. NCBI's taxonomy places the organism in Eukaryota, Fungi, Ascomycota, Dothideomycetes, Pleosporales, Pleosporaceae.
AUGGCAGGUCCUCCCGGCAUGCCCGACACCCAAUUUUCCACUCCGCCAUACCACCAACACCCUUUCCGUCCCGCCUCUUCAAUGAGCGCAAACCGGUUCGACGAAGGAUAUUCCGAGGAAACGAGGAGCCAGACUGAGAACGACACCAUUAUGCGCGGCGACGCACGGCUGAGCGACGGCGAGACGGAGCCUGACGCGCCCUUUACCCUUCCGGACUGGGUCCUGGCUCUGAGCGAGAAUGAGCGAAGUGAAUUCGCGUAUGCCAUUCUGCGCUCCCUACGGACAUCAUCAAUCGCCGGCAUCGUCCAAAAGCUGAAUCCACUCCUGCAUCUCGAUCCCGUCAUACACCUUCCACCCGAAAUCACUUUCCAGAUACUCUCGUAUCUCGAUCCCGAAACAUUGUUACGCGCAUCGACCCUGUCUCGAUCGUGGAGGGAGCGGGUACUCGACAGCCCCCUGUGGAAGCUGCUCUUCAGGCUAGAAGGCUGGAACUCCAACUUUCCCCAAGUUCGCGCAUAUGAAGAGGCCCAGCGGCAGAAGCGCGCUGAAUUUAGAGAGAAGGAGCGCAAGACGCGGCAUAGAGCAUCCGAAGACACCGAUUACGGCAAGCCAUCCCACAAGAAGCGCGUGCGGGAACGACCGCUAUUCGGUGACGGACAAGCACUAGAGAACAGCAUAGACAGCACAUUAGAGCCGCUCUCCAUCAAUAGCUCAUCAGGAAGUGCCUGGGAUGAGCAACAUGGCGCAGUCGAGGCUGACAGCCCUUCCGUCAAGUCGGAGGAUAAGAUGGAGGGUAUCUCCUUCCACGGUGCAUCGCCCCUAGCCUCACCUACCGAGAUCGGGCGUCGUGAAAGAAGGCCGGGUGUCCCCAGCCUGCCUGACGAGACAUCGUUCACGACCACAUCAGGCGAAGCAAGUGGUCCUCCAAUACACCCCUCGCUUUUGCUCCCCGGACCAGACGCUAAGAUCAACUGGCAAUACCUUUACAAGCAAAAGAGACGAUUAGAAGACAACUGGAGCACCGGACGCUACACAAAUUUCCAACUUCCACACCCAAAUCACCCUGAAGAGGCUCAUACCGAGUGCGUGUAUACUAUACAGUACUCGGGGAAGUACCUGGUCAGUGGCAGCCGCGACAAGACCAUCCGGGUCUGGGAUCUCGACACUCUCCGCUUAGUUCACAAGCCGCUCGUUGGCCACUCGGCUUCCGUCUUGUGCUUGCAAUUUGAUGAGCGCCCUGAGCAAAACAUUGUUGUCUCUGGUGGUAGUGAUUGCAGAGUCAUUCUCUGGAAUUUCAAAACGGGACGCAUCAUCAAGGAGAUUGAGAAAGCACAUUCCGAGUCUGUUCUGAAUCUGAGGUUUGACGAUCGCUAUCUGGUUACCUGCUCAAAAGACAAGACUAUCAAAGUAUGGAAUCGCAAAGAGAUGAUGCCGACAGACGACACCUACCCAUCUUCGACCAUGAAGUCGGGUGCCCGAUUCCCUUCCUACAUAAUCAACAUGCAAGAACAUGUUGAGAGCCAACACCUGCACUUCAAGCCACUUCUUCCAUACAGCCUUAUAAUGACCUUGGAGGGCCACGGUGCCGCUGUGAAUGCAAUUCAAAUUCUCGAUGGACAGAUCGUGUCAGCAUCGGGGGAUAGGAGCGUCAAAUGCUGGGACGUUCGAACAGGCGCAUGUACUCGGACAUUUUCAGGUCACACCAAAGGUAUUGCUUGUGUCCAAUUCGAUGGACGCCGCAUCGUCAGUGGAAGUUCAGACGAAAGUGUACGCAUAUUCGACCGAGCUACGGGGGCAGAAGUCGCUUGUUUGAAUGGGCAUAGUAAUCUUGUGCGCACUGUACAAGCCCAGUUUGGUGAUCUCCCUGGUAAUGAGGAAGAGCUUGAAGCUGAAGCACGUGCUGUUGAUCGAGACUACUUUGAAGCGCAAGCAAAAGGCCUGGUAUCCACCCAAGGUCUAAGCAGGGCGGAGCGGCGCGCUCGUAACGCUGGCUCCCGUGACCCAUCCAAAGUCUUCGCCUAUGGAGCUAAGCUACCACCUGGUGGUGGAGGCACCAAGUGGGCGCGCAUCGUUUCUGGGUCUUAUGAUGAGACAGUCAUCAUCUGGAAAAGGGGACCCGACGGAUCUUGGGAGAAGUCUCAAACACUAUUACAGAACGACGCGGUCCGAGCUGCUGGUGGACGACCUAGGAGGCCUGUUGUACAAGCUGCAGCCAAUGCAAACCCGGCUGGCGUCCAAAACAACCAACAGGCAACUGCUCAAGGUCCUGCGCAACAGAAUCACUUCCAGGCGUUGGCGCAACAGGCCCAAGCCCAGGCCCAAGCCGCUCAGAAUCUAGCACAGCAAGCCCACGCCCUUCACGUUGCCUCACAAACAACGCACGGCACGACAAUCAACGGUGUUCCUACAAACGCAGCAGGGAACAACGCAGCCGUUCAUCCCACGAUUGCUCCUCCCGUCACUCACGGUGCUGCUGCACAACAAGCUCCAGCACCCGCGGCUGCGACCAAUGCCGCCCCACACCACCAUCAUCAUCACCAUCACCACCAUCCGCCGCAUCCACUCGCACCUCCUGUGAAUACGAACGGAACUAAUUCUCGGGUUUUCAAACUACAGUUUGAUGCGCGUAGGAUCAUUUGCUGCAGCCAGGAUCCCACGAUUGUCGGCUGGGAUUUUGCCAAUGGCGAUCGGGAUAUCAUCGUCGCUAGCCAGUUCUUCGGCGACUCUUAUUAG